GAGCUGCGUCGGACAUCACACAAGGCCGCUGAGCAGAAGCGCCGCGACUCACUUAAGCACUGCUUCGACGAUCUUCGGAAUAUGAUCCCCAGCAUCCAAGAAAAAUCGCCUUCGAAAGUUUUUCUCCUCAAGAAGUCCUUCGACUACAUCUGCAACCUUAAGUGCGAGGUCGCGAAGCGUGAUCUGGAAAUGGCGCGGCUGAAGGCCCAACACGAGUUCAUGAAG
Molecule: messenger RNA, 225 nt
Organism: Gamsiella multidivaricata
Lineage: Eukaryota; Fungi; Mortierellomycota; Mortierellomycetes; Mortierellales; Mortierellaceae
Product: Myc-type, basic helix-loop-helix domain-containing protein
Exons: 1
Biological process (GO): positive regulation of transcription by RNA polymerase II
Cellular component (GO): RNA polymerase II transcription regulator complex
Molecular function (GO): protein dimerization activity; DNA-binding transcription factor activity
Source: RefSeq, a predicted model, not a curated record